This is a messenger RNA of Bombus pyrosoma, 3696 nucleotides long. RefSeq names its product FHF complex subunit HOOK interacting protein 2A-like. The transcript is spliced from 7 exons. NCBI's taxonomy places the organism in Eukaryota, Metazoa, Arthropoda, Insecta, Hymenoptera, Apidae. Bases 911 to 3445 code for a protein of 844 amino acids. The record is from RefSeq and is a predicted model, not a curated record.
UUUAAAGAAAUAGAGCAUUUGCAAUGAUAAUUAUUGCGCGAAGGUUUUGUAAGAAAAUUUUGGAUUUUUUUUUUAAAUUGAAAUGGUACGAGACUUAUUUAAUUUCUUAUCAUUAUUGAUCACGGUAAACACGAGCAAAUAUUCUCGAUAGUUAGACGUUUUAUUAGCAUAGUUAGACAGGUAUCUGAGAAUCUUAUCAGCGAUUAUAUCGAUCAACCUUGAUUAGAAAAUGAGUGAUAUAUAAUAGGAAAAAUACUGAAGAUAACGGAACUAGUAAUUUUAAUCGCAUUCAACCCUGAUAUAAAUUCGAGUAAAUAAUUCGCGAAGGGAUAUUAAAAUAUUCAGUAUAAUCUUCCCGUACCGAAAAAAUCACAAUUCAAAUCUAGAAAUUUGGUUUCACUUAAUUUUUCGACCUUUGGCAAACCUAAUCGAAAUGUAUUUACUACUCGACAUCUUCUCUGCACGCCACUAGAGGGCUACGAACUACGUCUAUCAUUACAAAUCGAUUACUUUUUCCAGCGAAAAAUCAUUUAAAAUAUUCAUAUAAAAUGUCUCUCAAAAUAAAUCUAUUAUUUGACGAAACUAACAAAUGCAAGCCUACGCGCAAUGUAAUCUGUACCGUUCCCCCAAUCUCUCUUCUCAAUCAUCGUACCUAACGUCAUAACAAUAUGUAUAUAUAUAUGACAUAUACAUGCUUGGCGAUAACAACACCACCUGGUGGUAGCUGACAGGAAACAAAACACGUCAAAGCAGCAAAGUUUCGCUGUCGCAGCGACAGUAAGGUAUAGCACCGUGAUACGGGAACGAACAAUGAGAAAUUAUGCAGAAACGGGCGAUUACGCGAGAAACGGCCACACGGCGCGUGCAUAGCGAGAAAUAAUCGUGGACCAGGAUCGGACGGUGCGUUAAGAUGAUUAGUGGCAUUCAAAUCGCGUUGAAGAAUGCCAUUGAUGUGAGCAUUGUAAACAGCAUAGCACCGCCUGCCACGCCGCUGCAAGAUUUCACCUACCAUUGGAAACAGCUUAUGAACUUUUAUGUGAAUCACCUGACAGAUUGCAAAGUGCCCAUACAGUCCACCGGCAUACCACGACAUUUAGACAGAUUACUGGAAAUACUGUUAGAAGAGGAGAAGGAAGAAAAUGAACCAGGACCAUGCCUCGAAUACCUGUUGCAGCACAAGCUACUGGACCUGCUGGCUACGCUGGCCAGUGCGGAAACUCCACCCGGAAUGAGAACCAUUUGCCUGUCUUUUUUAAGAAAAUUGCUGGGUAGAUCUAAGUACCCAUUGCUGCAUCACACGUCGAUUUAUGGACCAGUGCAACGAUUGAUCGCUCUGUGCAAUGGAAACCCACCAUCGCCUAUGGAAGCUGAGGAGGUCCAGUUUCUUCUCACGCUUUGCUUCCUAGUUUGCAAGUACCCUCACGUGACCAAUAUAAUAAACGAUGCACCGACUGUUCAGAGGCAUAACGCCUCUACCAGAAGGAAUUCCGAAAGGAUGGAAGUGGAAAAAGUUACCUACGUCCCAAACAGAAGAAAAAAUAACUUUAAUCCCUUAUUUGAACCACUGGACACUCAGGCGGUCACGUUGAUAAAUCCCAAUUUGUUUAGCUCGGAAAAUGGUAGGAGACGGUCUGUUAGUCUCCACAGAUCGUCCAGUAAGAAUGGAACGAGGGGAUCAUCUAGUCAAUCGAACGGGUCGAUAUCUUCCAGGGAAGUGGAGAAUGCCUCGCAAUCUUCUAGUCCGGUAAUCGAAAAACCGAUUUGCGAUGAGAAUUCGGGUGUCACGGUACAAUCUUCUGACUCUCAGGACUGCGACAUCUCUCAAAAAGGAGAAAACGUCGUUCUGAUGAACGAGAUAGAUACGCAUUUGCAGAAUCUCCAGGAUUUACGAUUGGACGUCGAGUACGGGGCUGCUUUCGAGGAGUCUAAUUGCGCAGAAGGAGAUCAGAAUCUUCUGAGACCGGACACGCCACAGAAAUCAAAAUGCCUUCUAUUAGAUGCCUUGUUGAGUUACAUAAAUAGCGCGGAUAAUACCGUCAGGAUAAGAGCCUGCGAAGGAAUAAUGGUCCUUGCAUCCUUGGAGGAUCCAUCGUUCGCACAAAUGGUAGCAAACAGUGACUUAGCAACCCUGAUACCAAAUAGAUUAGAGAACCUGUUCAACGCCAUCCCAGCGCAUGUCGAUCCAACAGAGAUCGACGGCGUGGACGUUACUUGGGGUUUAGAUUCGCCAAUGUGGACAAAGGAGAAAAAAUUUUCUGGCUGCAGACAGGUCGCCGCGUUUUUCAUGUGGUUUGAUUACUGCAAUCAACUGAUAAGGGAAGCGCAUCCAGAUGUGGCAAACGCAUUGGCGAAGAACAUUAAAGUGAAUUUCUUAGAGAAAAUCGUGACACCAGCCCUGGCUGAACAUCAUGUUGUUCUUAUCACGGCGUUGAUUACGAAAUGUUUGAAGGAAUUAACAUCUAGCGCCUUAUGUACAGAAGUAAGUUACUGGCUCGUGGGUCACGACAGAGGCCCAGAGAUACCAAACGUAUGGACGUCACCUGUACUACACAGGCUGAUAGACAACUGCUUCACGGACAGUGACGAUUUAACGCUGGAAACAUUAAAGCUGUUCGAGGAAAUGAUAGAGAAACGAAACGAACAUAUACUGCACUGUCUCGUAUUAGUAUAUUUGUCAACACGGGGCUAUUACGACAACACCGCAGCGGAUAGUGCAAUUGCAUCCUGGAGCGACGAGGAGGACGAAAGAGAAAGAGAAAAGAAGAAGGGUUCGCUAGACCUCUCCUACGAGCAAAGUCAUAGUCGAACAUUAGCACCUAGUAAUAUUCAUAGAAUUGUAAAUUGUUUCCUGUCCCUGAUUCCUCGUUAUCUACAAACAGACACGGACGUGAACAAUUACGAACGGUAUAUGGCUGACUUGGAAAGGCAGUAUUCUACUGUGCUGACAGACUGCUCGCUGAUGGCCUGGCCGCUAGAGGCAGUAACCGUGGAUGAUUCGGCGAGUUCCGAUUCCAGACCGGAAGCAGAUCAUUGUUCCGUAAGAUUUUACAUGGGGCCGUUCAUGACGAUGCUUUUUGAGAAAGUGGCGAGUAUUCCAAGGCAAAAGUACGAGGUCAAUCUGCAACUGACGGUGGUGAUCUCGAGGCUUGCGCUUUUACCUCAUCCGUACCUGCAUGAAUUUUUACUGAAUCCGUUGCUACCAGUAGCACCCGGCACGAAGAACUUGUUCACCUGCUUGCAAAAAGUUGUCAAGCAGCUGGUGAACGAGGUACCAAAGACGCCCGAUCACAAGCAAAUGCUGACGGAGACACGGGAACGAUUGCUCGAAGAUUGUUCUCACGAAGGAGAGAAGGAGAAUAUCCUGUUCGAAAGCGUGAUCGUGACAGAAGAAUUUUGCAAGGAACUGGCUGCGAUAGCAUACGUAAAAUAUCAUCAUUCUAUGUGAUAAUUGUUAUCAAAGAGAACGAUGUAAAUUAUAGAAUUUAAUUACAGUACUAUGGCUGAGUAAAUUUACUUAAUGAUCGAUCGUCAGUCUAGAUACGCUUAAAUAGAAAAUUGUUUUUUGUGAUGAAUUUGUAAAAUAUACGUACAUACUUUAUCUUAAGUAUAGCUACUAUUAUAUUAAUGUUAAUGUUUACAAUCACUUAUUUGCACAAUUCGAUUUGUGACUCUAAUAAAGAAACUACUGAAAAGUCA